CUGGGGAAAAUGGUUUUGAACGGCCAUCCGAUGCUAGUCGGACAUAGGAAACUCGGAAAUAUCCGACUUAUUGAUUCGUUGAACGCGGCACGUGUAUAACUAAAACCAGUUUGCAAGUCGGACAUUUCAGAGUUUCUUAGUUCCGACUAAAAGAUCACAGACGUCAUGAUUUGACCUCAUUCUUUCACGAAUACUCAGUUGUCUUGCAAGCAGCGAUAGCUGGAGCCGACGCUUGCGUUAUUCCUCAUAUUCAUUCAAAUGAUAUGUUUGGGUGUCAUCAAUGUGUGUGCUCUUUUUGGCCGAGAUUGUGUAGACGUCAUUCACAGGCGCCUUUGUUUUUGCUAUCUUGCGGCUAGCAGCUAGCUCACCGGAGCUUUGUGUACUAAGCUAUUUUAUCUCAAUUAUAGAAUUCUAUUGACGUUUUGUUGAUAUAGUAAUCUCUAAACGUUGAGCCGUUCACCGUCAGACAAAGUUUCUACCGAACAAGGAGACCCAUGGAGUCGGCAGUGGAGGCGGCGGAGAGUUCCCCCAUUGUUACAGAACGCGAGAAACCUAUUCGGUCUGCAGUAGAGACAGUGGAGCGUCCUUCUUCUACCAUUUCAGAAGGGAAGGAACCCACACCAUCAGCCGUGGAGGACCAGGAUGUCACCAUAGUUUCAGAAAGGAAGAAAACUACACCUUCUACAGUGGAGACGGCAGACGAUGAUGUCACUAUCAUUUCAGAAAGCAAGAAACCCACGACAGCACAGCUGGCAGUGGAGACCGUGGAGAAUGCCUCUAUAAUUUCAGAAAGCUCGUCACACGAAGGCCAUCGCCUGUGGAUCGGGAACAUCGAUCCUAAAAUCACAGAGUAUCACCUGGUGAAGCUUCUGGAGAAGUUUGGGAAGGUGAAACAGUUUGACUUCCUGUUCCACAAGUCUGGACCGUUGGAGGGCCAGCCCCGGGGAUACUGCUUCGUUAACUUCCACACCAAAGAGGAGGCUGAGAGGGCGAUCCAUUGUCUGAAUGGGAAGCUGGCCCUGUCCAAGAAGCUGGUGGUGCGCUGGGCACACGCACAGGUAAAGAGGUUUGAGGGUUUCAGAGGGGAUAAGAAUGGUCCUGCCAGCCUGGAGCCGUCCUGCAGCGCAGAACUAGACUUACCAACCAAUCUCAGUACGAGUGCGAAGAUUCGUGCGAUCGAGGCCAAGCUUCAGAUGAUGGAGGAGAACCCAGACGAGGAGUACCAGGGCCCCUCAGCCUACAUGUACAACAAGCCUCCGGAGAAGAAACGCCAACAGCCUUACAGCAGACCCUUCCGCAAGUUCAGGAGAUGACACACAGGGGACCGAACAUCCAACACCUAGGCUUGCAAAAUUCCCCCGGUAACUUUCCCCAAACUCCCAGGUUUUCCAGAAUUCCUUGUUUGAAGAUUCCCCGUGUUGGAAGAUUCCCAAUAUCAGAAGGGAAUAAGCAGGACAUCUGGAAUCCUCCAACCAGGAUUUCUGGAAAACUUGGGAAUUUUGACAAAGUUACUGGAAUUUUGCAACCCUACCAAUACCUGACUGGCUCAGUGACUUCCUCUACAGCGGUCUCCUGUAAUACAUUAACAGAUUCCAAGACAAUUGAAGUGCUAAUUAAUGUUACCAUGAUGCGAACGUAUAUAUGGAAUAUGCUCAGAUUGUUAAAUUAUUAUUACACUGUAGUGUUGUGGGAGUUGCCUGAUGCCAAUCUGUUUGUGCUAUUAUCCCAACUUCUUGUCACUCAUUGACAAUGACUGCAAUGAAGUUGGCAAGAGCACAAAAAGAUCUGGGACCAGGCUAUAGUGGGAGUCAGGCCACCAAACUGUAUGACUUCAGGUUUGGACAGAUGGCAACAAGCCAUUACAUUUUUUUCCUAUUGUGUGUUUACUUGGAAGAGGAAUUAUAAUUUUUUUGUCAAGGAAGGUUUUGUUUUUUUGUAAUCUACUUUUCUACAACUUCAGCCAAAACUAUUUUCAAUGGCUAUAUGUAUUGUAUGAUGUGUAGAAUAUCACACCUUCCAUUUAUCUUACUAUUGUUUUUCUGUUUGUAUUUUUUCAAAUACACUGUUAUUGUAAUGCUUCAUUUCUGUCUUUGCGUUCAGUGUUGGGAGUUUGACAUUAAUACCCUUCAUAAUUCCAAUUUGACCUGAUGUAGUUAAUACCGUAUAAUACGUUUCCCACAUGCGUUACUUGUUAUCAUUAGCUACAGACCGAUAAUGUCGGUCUGGAACAAAAAAGAAGGCAAGGCAUAAAAUCAUGUAUUUUAAAACUGAGUGGUUGUCACCAUUCUGUGUUUCUUGUGAUCAAACAAGGUUACGCUAAAUGUAUUUUAUUCAUAACACGUGGCUAUGUUUGAGUGUGAUUUGAGGGUCAUCAUAAGUGAAGAAUGUUGAGCAACUGUGGGCAAUAUAACUAUUUUUAUUUAUGCUAUGACACCCAGUAAACUACAUUGCAACUCAACUCGUAGAUUACAUUGUUCAAUCAUAAAAUUGUCUUUGAAAACAAAUAAUAUUUGUAUUUUUUUAUUUCAAUGUAAAUAUACCGCCCUAUAUUGUU
Molecule: messenger RNA, 2554 nt
Organism: Oncorhynchus tshawytscha (Chinook salmon)
Lineage: Eukaryota; Metazoa; Chordata; Actinopteri; Salmoniformes; Salmonidae
Gene: rbm18
Product: RNA binding motif protein 18
Exons: 6
Coding region: 495-1313 (272 amino acids)
Molecular function (GO): RNA binding
Source: RefSeq, a predicted model, not a curated record